Paracoccidioides brasiliensis Pb18 is the source of this 1515-nucleotide messenger RNA. RefSeq names its product DNA primase subunit PRI2. The transcript is spliced from 3 exons. The record is from RefSeq and is a predicted model, not a curated record. Gene Ontology annotation, biological process: DNA replication, synthesis of primer. The coding region runs from base 1 to 1515 and encodes 504 amino acids. Gene Ontology annotation, cellular component: alpha DNA polymerase:primase complex.
AUGAUCCAGUACGAUAGAUCUCGCAUCGACCCGAAGCGUCGGGCUGGACUCGACUACAAGAAGAAACAAUUCGCAUCCCCUACCUACAAACAGCAUGAUUAUUCACACCGGCUCAACUUCUAUGAAAUCCCCCCAACCCAAGAGAUCACCCUGGAGGAAUUCGAACAGUGGGCCAUUGACAGACUGAGGAUUCUUGCGGAGCUGGAAGCAUGCUCAUAUCGGAACAAGUCCCCCGCCGAAACAGCGGCCCACAUCACACCCCUCCUCUCGAAAUUCCUCCCGCUCUCCUCAAACAGAUCCUCCAGCACCGGUGUAGACGAACGCCUACGAAAUGAACGCCGAAAAGACCAUUACUCCCACUUCAUCCUCCGUCUGGCCUUCUCUUCAACAGAGGAUCUAAGGCGCCGCUUCGCCCGUCUCGAGACCAUGCUCUUUAAAUUUCGCUUCCAACAAGAUGACACGAAGGAAAACCAAGCCUUUGUCCAGAGCCUCAAUUUCAACUGGGACAUGGUCUCAGAUGAAGAGAAGCAUGAACUUGGCGAAAGCCUGCUUGCAUCUACCUUUGGUGCCCGGCGUCUGGAUGAGGAGAGCUGGUUUAAAGUGGACUGGGAUAAGGUGCCGGAGCUGGUUGAGCGUAGGGGCGUGUUUGUGAAAAAGGGCAAGGCUUAUGUACCAGUGCGAGAACAGCUUAGCAUGAUUCUUGCAGAAUUUACGGCUCGUUUGGAGAAAGCACUUGAGUUUACAAGCCGAGCAUUGCCCCGACUAGAUGAAGACGACCGUCUAACCCCGAUUCUCGACCAUCUCUCGAAGAAUUUCGGCACCUCCGAUUCCAGCUAUAGCGAAGGGGAAGGUUCAGUGCCCGGGGCACCCAUCACAGCAUCAUCCAUAGACGCUCUCUCCCAGCACUUCCCACUCUGCAUGCGCAAUCUACACAUGCAGCUACGCAAAAACUCCCACCUAAAACACUUCGGCCGCCUGCAAUACACUCUCUUCCUAAAAGGCAUCGGCCUCUCCCUCGAAGACGCCCUGAUAUUCUGGCGCCAAUCCUUCAAAACAUUUACAGACGACGAAUUCAACUCCAAAUACAAAUACAACGUCCGCCACGCCUACGGCGACGUGGGUGGCGACGUUAACCGACGCGGACGUGGCUACCCACCUUACUCCUGCCAGAAGAUUUUAACAGACAAUUCGCCCGGUGCCGGGCAGACGCACGGAUGCCCCUACCGGCAUUUUUCGGUGGAUAAUCUCAUCACCCUCCUGCAGGCGACUGGGGUUAAUGAUAAGGAUGUGCUGCGUGGAGUGAAGGAGGAUGUGGGCAAGACGCGGUAUCACCUUGCGUGCAACCGGGUGUUUGAGUGGGUGCAUAAGGCGGAGAUUAAGAAGGUUCGGGAUGAGGGGACAUGGAGUCAGACUGAACUGGAUACGAUUGUGCAUCCGAAUACGUAUUUUAAGCGGAGCUAUUUGUUGAAGAAUUUGGGGCAGGUUGCGAAGAAGGAUGUGGAGAUGACGACGUAA